Messenger RNA from Peronospora farinosa, 630 nucleotides. NCBI's taxonomy places the organism in Eukaryota, Oomycota, Peronosporomycetes, Peronosporales, Peronosporaceae. The record is from the annotation of a GenBank genome assembly.
AUGAUGGCUGGAGGAACUUCAGAAUACACUGCAUUGGGAGAUGAGGAUCUUCCAGUUCAGGUGCUGCCACACGUGAAGCCUCAGGCUUUAAUCGUGGUGGCAGACGGCAGUGACGAACUCGAGACAUUGGCACUGUCCGAUGUUUUGAUCCGCGGGGGGCUGCAUGUCACCAUCGGCUCGGUCGGUCGAGUGAAGAAUAAUAUCAUUAUGGGCAACUACGGCUUGCGUAUCCAGGCCGAAAAGUCACUCGAAGAGUGCAGCUUCGAGAACUUCGAGCUAAUUGUUUUACCUGGAGGCGAUGGAGUUGGCCACUUGCGUGACUCAGAUCUCUUGAUCAAAAUGCUGAUGUGGCAGAAACAGGCUGGACGUUGGAUUGCAGCGAGUUCGUCAGCGCCUGCGAUUGUGCUGAGCCCGCAUGGGUUGCUUGAUGACCGUGCGACGUGCUCGCUCUCCCACGAGCCUCAGAUGACUCGUGAGUUUGUGGAUGAAGACUUUGUCGUCAAUACUCGGUGCGUGACAAGCAAAGGCGGUGACACAGUGCUGAAGUUCGCACUUACGCUGGUCAAGUUGCUGAAUGGGGAGCUGGCUGCUCGCAGAGCUGCAGAUGAGCUCUUGUACCCUUGGCUGUAG